AUGGGCCGUGUUACAGCCCUCGGUAACCAUGCCGCAAAGCAGCCUCGACGGUCUUCCGCUCCAUCAGAUCAGAUUCUUGUCGCAUGGCAGGUCAACCUAAAGGGCAGCAAGCGCAGGCUUAGGUUUCUCCUACGAUGCCUGACCUGCGUUGGUCGCCAGCCAGAAAUUAUUGCCAUCCAGGAUCCUCCGCCCGAGUUUGCAUGGUGGCAGAGUCGUGGUUACAAGGCAGAGUUUUGCGCUGUUCGUCCGCCUAAGGAGGACGACGGCCCUUUCGCAAUCGCCUGUGCGGAGCGUGAGAAAAAGAAAAGGAAGUCAGCAGAAGAGCCGCGGCCACCCAAAGAGCUCGUCUCUCUCUAUCGCAUGGGCUUUUACGUCCACGAUUCGAUUCCCCUUGCAGACUGGAACGUUUCUUUUCACGACAAUGGCAACAAGUCUAUGGUGGCCACCCUGAAGCUUUCGACACGGUCUGGCUCGAUUGCUAUUCACAACGUCUACAAUCAUACGUUGAACCUCGACAUGGCUGAGCUCCUUGCUACAUGUACAACCAGUCCAUCAGAUCUCCUUCUCGGCGACUUCAAUCUGCAUCAUUCACUUUGGGGCGGGCCGAACGUCAAGCCCAACAGUCCACAGGCGGAACAACUGUACCACGGCACUCAGAUCGCCGGCAUGAGGUGCCUCACCAAGCCUACCAUCACCUACUCUCGUGGCACGCAGAAGGACGGCACUUUUUGCUCCACCAUUGACUUGGCAUUUGCUGGCUGUUCGGUUGCAGACCAGAUUCAAGACCAUGGGCCACUUGCUGUCCGGGGCUUUGAGUCGGAUCACCGCGUUAUACAGACGACCCUGUCUGUGGAACCCGGCCGUGUGAGGGGCACUCGAUAUAUCUGGUCCCAGGCGGAUCGUUCCGAGUUCCGGAGGGAUGUGGCCGCGCAGUUGGAGGAUGCGGGACUUCUUUGGCGGCUGGUCUGUUCCAAGACUGGUAUCGAUCAUUACUUUUUCGACUUGCUCCAGAUCCUGCGAGACGCUGUAGCCCACUACGUUCCCUUGGCCGAUCCCUGCAGCGUUUACCGCCGAGCCAAGGCAGUCAGCGACAGUGUCAAGCUCAACCUGGCACUUGAACGUCGAGCUUUGUCGAAGCUUACAAGCGGUCUUGGGUCGGGAGCAGAUUUCUACCACUACCGACGACGCGUCAACUACCUCAUGAAGACCAAAGAAGCCAGGGACUUUCGCCAGGCUACUGCUGGGAGUACGAGAAACCCUCAAAGCCUUUACCGACGGGCCAAGUGGGGGGCCCAGUCGUGUGCACCUCGAGGACUGUCGCACAUGCCCCCAUUACUCGAUUCGAACGGCGCUCUCGAUCCAGAGCGCGAACAGCUCUACUCUCCCGAUCGCUUGGAGGCGGGUGAGAUUUUAUCCCUCUUGGAUGAAAUGCCCACUGGCAGGUCGCCCGGCCCGGAUGGUGUUGCGGCAGAAGCCCUCAAGAUGUUGCACCGAGUCAAAGCAGCUGAUGGAACAGAACUAGCACCGAGCAUCAUCGCCCCAUAUCUUGAGCGUGGCAUCAAUGCUGCAUUUAGACUGUCUCAUCAUCCGCCGAUAUUCAAACAGGCCAAGACUGUCGUCCUGCGCAAAUCCGAGAAGGAUGCGUAUAAUGUCGCCAAAAGCUACCGGCCGGUUGCGCUCUUGUCUUUUAUUGGGAAGCUAAUCGAGAAGGCGAUUGCAAACCGCUUAAAGUUUCUUGCCAUGGCUCAUCAGCUCAUUCCAGGCGCACAGUUUGCACUCCCUAGCAAGUCGACAACCCACGCCCUGGAGUCUCUCAUCAACCACGUGUACCAGGCAUGGUGCGUCAAAGCUCCCGCUGAUAUCAAGGCGACCCUGAUGACCAUUGAUCAGACUGGUGCUUUCGACCGCGUCGGGCGUCAGGAUCUUCUCCGGAUUCUCAUCCAACUGGGCAUCCCAACCUGGCUUGUUCUGUAUGUCUGUUCGUUUCUUUCGGAUCGAAGCACCUUUCUUGUGUUUCCGGGUCACACAUCAGAGAGGUUUUGGGUCAACAUUGGGAUUCCUCAAGGUAGCCCCUUGUCGCCUAUUCUUUAUCUUUACUUCUCCCGCCAGAUUCUUGAGCGUCUCAAGGUCUCCUGCCCCUGGGCAGAUGCGGUACUGGCAACUUCCUAUAUGGAUGACACCUGCAUUCUGGUCACGUCUGCGUCCUACAAGCUGAACUGCGUCGCUCUGAAGCUCUUGUUUGACUUUUUGGUUGCCUGGGCGUCGCCGAACGGCAUCUACUUUGGCGCCGGAAAGACCAAGAUCAUGCACUUUCACCGACCCUGGAGCCGAUGCCCCGAGUCCACGGAGAUGCCUCAAAUCUAA
Molecule: messenger RNA, 2364 nt
Organism: Colletotrichum destructivum
Lineage: Eukaryota; Fungi; Ascomycota; Sordariomycetes; Glomerellales; Glomerellaceae
Product: Putative reverse transcriptase domain, endonuclease/exonuclease/phosphatase
Exons: 1
Coding region: 1-2364 (787 amino acids)
Molecular function (GO): catalytic activity
Source: RefSeq, a predicted model, not a curated record